AUGGAUAAGCAUAAUUUAUAGGAUAAUGUUGAGUAUGAAACUUCAGAAGAAAUAACAAUUUAUCCAACUUUUGAAUCUAUGUAAUUAAGGGAAGAACUUAUAAGAGGUAUAUAUUAUUGUAAACUUAGGUAUCUAUGCUUUUGGUUUUAAUAAACCUUCAGCAGUGUAACAAAGAGCAAUUGUUCCUAUAAUAUAAGGAAGAGAUGUUAUAGUAUAGAGUCAGAGUGGUACUGGCAAAACAGCAGUAUUUAGUUUAUCAGCAUUGUCAAUCAUAGAUUUAUCUAUAAGGUAGAAGAUUUUUAUUAUUCUUUUUUAGGGAACCUUAAGUAUUGAUUUUAUCGAAUACUAGGGAAUUGGCAGAACAAAGUUCAAAAGUAGCAAUGGCUUUAGGAGAUUUUUUGAAUGUUUCAAGUAACAAUAAUAAAUGAUUAUAUGAUAGUUCAUGCUUGUAUAGGUGGACAUUCAAUUUAAGAUGAUAUUAGCAAACUAUAGCAUGGAGUAUAAAUAGUAUCUGGUACUCCUGGUAGAGUGUUUGAUAUGAUUUAGAGGAAAGAAUUAAGAGUUCGUCAUUUAAAAAUGUUGAUUCUUGAUGAAGCUGAUGAAAUGUUGACAAAAGGAUUCAAAUAAUAAGUUUAUGAUAUCUAUAGAUAUUUACCACCUACAACUUAGAAUGUAGUAGUGUCAGCUACCUUACCUCAAGAGAUACUUGACAUGACUGAUAAAUUCAUGAAUAAUCCACUUAAGAUAUUAGUCAAAAGAGAUGAACUGACAUUAGAAGGAAUAAAAUAAUUCUUUAUUCAAGUUGAUAAAGAGGAAUGGAAAUUCGAUACUUUAUGUGAUUUAUAUGAUACUCUAACAAUCACAUAAGCUGUUAUCUUUUGUUCAUCAAGAGAUAAGUGUGAAUGGUUAGCAAAUAAGAUGAGAGAAAAUGAAUUCACAGUGGUUUAAAUGCAUGGAAAAAUGAGUUAAAAAGAAAGAGAUAAAAUUAUGGCUGAGUUUAGAUAAGGAAAUAAGAGAGUCUUGAUUGCUACUGAUGUUUGGGGAAGAGGUAUUAUUAUUUAAAUUAAAAAAAUAAGGUCUUGAUGUUCAAUAAGUGUCCUUGGUUAUCAAUUAUGAUUUACCAAUUUCAAGAGAAUUGUAUAUCCACAGAAUAGGAAGAUCUGGUAGAUUUGGAAGAAAGGGUGUUGCAAUUAAUUUUGUUAAAUAAGAAGAUGUUAGAAUUUUAAGAGAUAUUGAAUAAUAUUAUUCAACAUAAAUUGAUGAGAUGCCAAUGAAUGUGACAGAUUUAUUAUGAAA
Paramecium pentaurelia is the source of this 1296-nucleotide messenger RNA. The record is from the annotation of a GenBank genome assembly. NCBI's taxonomy places the organism in Eukaryota, Ciliophora, Oligohymenophorea, Peniculida, Parameciidae.